AUGGGCAAGGCUAUCGGAAUUGAUCUUGGUACCACUUACUCCUGCGUUGGUGUUUGGCAGAACGACCGCGUUGAGAUUAUUGCCAACGACCAGGGCAACCGCACCACCCCCUCGUACGUUGGUUUCACCGACAGCGAGCGUCUGAUCGGAGAUGCCGCAAAGAACCAGGUCGCCAUGAACCCCCACAACACCGUCUUCGACGCCAAGCGCCUCAUCGGCCGUCGCUUCGAAGACGCCGAAGUGCAGUCUGACAUGAAGCACUGGCCCUUCAAGAUUAUCCCCAAGGAGGGCAAGCCCAUCAUCCAGAUUGAGUUCAAGGGUGAGACCAAGACCUUCACCCCCGAGGAGAUCUCCUCGAUGGUUUUGAUCAAGAUGCGCGAGACCGCCGAGGCCUUCCUGGGCGACGCCGUCAAGGAUGCCGUUAUCACCGUGCCCGCGUACUUCAAUGACUCGCAGCGCCAGGCUACCAAGGAUGCCGGUCUGAUUUCGGGCCUCAACGUCCUGCGUAUCAUCAACGAGCCCACCGCCGCCGCCAUCGCCUACGGUCUUGACAAGAAGUCCGAAGGUGAGAAGAACGUCCUUAUCUUCGAUCUCGGAGGAGGAACCUUCGAUGUCUCCCUGCUGUCCAUCGAGGACGGUAUUUUCGAGGUCAAGGCUACCGCCGGUGACACUCACCUUGGUGGUGAGGAUUUCGACAACCGUCUGGUCAACCACUUCACCCAGGAGUUCAAGCGCAAGUUCAAGAAGGACAUGACCGGCAAUGCCCGUGCUAUGCGCCGUCUGCGCACUGCCUGCGAGCGCGCCAAGCGCACUCUCUCGUCGUCUGCCCAGACCUCUAUCGAGAUUGACUCGCUGUUCGAGGGUACUGAUUUCUACACCUCGAUUACCCGUGCCCGCUUCGAGGAGCUGUGCGCGGACCUGUUCCGCUCCACCGUCGACCCCGUUGACAAGGUUCUGCGCGACUCGAAGAUCGAGAAGAGCCAGGUUUCGGAGAUUGUCCUGGUUGGUGGCUCCACUCGUAUCCCCAAGGUUCAGAAGCUCAUUUCGGACUACUUCAGCGGCAAGGAGCUCGACAAGUCGAUCAACCCCGACGAGGCUGUCGCCUACGGUGCCGCCGUCCAGGCUGCCAUUCUUUCCGGUGAUACUUCGGAGAAGACCCAGGAUCUGCUGCUCCUCGAUGUCGCUCCCCUGUCUCUCGGUAUCGAGACCGCCGGUGGUGUCAUGACUGCCCUGAUCAAGCGUAACACUACUGUGCCGACCAAGAAGUCCGAGGUCUUCUCAACCUACAGCGACAACCAGCCCGCGGUUUCCAUCCAGGUCUUCGAGGGUGAGCGCACCCGCACCAAGGAUAACAACCUCCUGGGUAAGUUCGACCUUACCGGUAUUGCCCCCGCCCCCCGCGGUGUGCCCCAGAUUGAGGUCUCCUUUGAUGUCGAUGCCAACGGUAUCCUGAACGUCAGCGCCGUCGACAAGGCUUCGGGCAAGUCCAACAAGAUCACCAUCACCAACGACAAGGGCCGCCUGACCAAGGAGGACAUUGAGCGCAUGGUUGCUGAUGCCGAGAAGUACAAGGCCGAGGACGAGGCUGUCGCUGCUCGCAUCACCGCGCGUAACGGCCUCGAGUCCUACGCUUACAACCUUAAGAACACCCUGAACGACGCCAAGGUCGCUGAUCAGCUGGAUGCUGCCGAUAAGGAGAAGCUGACCAAGGCCGUUGAGGAUGCUAUUAAGUGGCUGGAGGAGUCCUCGGAGGCCUCGAAGGAGGAGUAUGAGGGUCGCCAGAAGGAGCUCGAGGAGAUCGCUAACCCGAUCAUCUCCGGCAUGUACCAGAAGGCUGGUGGUGCCCCUGGUGGCGCUCCUGGCGGUUUCCCUCCCAGCGGUGGUGAGGCCCCCGGCGCCAGCGGCGACCAGGGACCUACCAUUGAGGAGGUCGACUAA
Kickxella alabastrina is the source of this 1938-nucleotide messenger RNA. RefSeq names its product hsp71-like protein. Bases 1 to 1938 code for a protein of 645 amino acids. The record is from RefSeq and is a predicted model, not a curated record. Gene Ontology annotation, biological process: protein refolding; vesicle-mediated transport; cellular response to unfolded protein. Gene Ontology annotation, molecular function: heat shock protein binding; misfolded protein binding; ATP binding. Lineage: Eukaryota; Fungi; Kickxellomycota; Kickxellomycetes; Kickxellales; Kickxellaceae. The transcript has a single exon. Gene Ontology annotation, cellular component: plasma membrane; nucleus; cytoplasm.